Messenger RNA from Solenopsis invicta (red fire ant), 4156 nucleotides. RefSeq names its product protein naked cuticle homolog 2 (gene nkd). Bases 560 to 2236 code for a protein of 558 amino acids. The transcript has 5 exons. Gene Ontology annotation, biological process: negative regulation of Wnt signaling pathway. The record is from RefSeq and is a predicted model, not a curated record. NCBI's taxonomy places the organism in Eukaryota, Metazoa, Arthropoda, Insecta, Hymenoptera, Formicidae. Gene Ontology annotation, cellular component: cytoplasm. Gene Ontology annotation, molecular function: calcium ion binding.
CCGUACCUCGUGUCCGCGCUUCGCUUUGCCUCAAUACGCGAGCGGCAAAAACACACGAUUCUUCCGGCAGUGUCGCGCGACGUUUUCGAGCGAGUGCUGUGAAGGUUGUUUGUUCAUCUUCUCUCACGCGUAUACAUCUAUUCGUUGGAUGUACUACACGCUCUAAGACGAGCACGUGUGUACAGUGUGCGUCUGCGACGGCGACGAUCUUGUGUAUUCGCUCGUAAUUUUGAUGGUCCGUACGUAAGGGCGAUUCGAGUGCACGCUUAUGAUUUACGACAUUUACGUGGACCUCGUAUGAUUUGCGGAUUAUUACCGGCUGACAAUCGAGCACAGGGUGCAGAGAGGAUCUUGCGGGGAGCUGCGCAUAACCGGAAAUACCGAAGGGAGAGCGCACGGAUAUCUCGUAUAUGUAUUCAGAGCAACGUGUCGGAGGAAGAACAAAGUGUGCCGCUGAUUCGAGAACGGGGAGUUAAAGUGUAGAGAGAUCACAGCGAUCAACCACAUACACGCACGCACGCAACACGCACGCACGAACGCAUGCACGCAUGAAGGUCCCAUGGCUACCGGAUUGGUAAAGUGGUGGCGAGCAAGGUUCCUCGCUGGCUACAGACCCUUUUCUGUCGUAGGGACCAAUACGGAAGGUAGCGAUUCUGAAGAAUUGCUCACGGGCGUCCCAACAACCUGCAACGUCUCAUCACCACCGACGACGGAGGCGCAACCGAUUUUAAUUUCCCCCGUGGAGCCGCCGCAGGUCACAGCUGAUGGCUCUAAUAUACCUGCAGAACCUACCGCUAACGAUGAACAGCCAACUGGCGGUACAACAAAACAGCUUAGUUUCGAGGAAUUUGAGUGCGACGUAUCAGUCGCGGAAGGUGAUAGGAGGCGGCAGGAAUUUUCUUUUACUCUGUAUGAUUUCGACGGACAUGGAAAGAUCACCAAGGACGACAUAGCCGGUCUAGUAACCACCAUUUACGAUACACUAGGCGCUUCAAUACAAGUACCGCCGUGUGGCAGCAAGACGAUUAAGGUGAAACUGACGGUGUCACCGGAUCAGCGAGCUAGCAGCAGCAGCAGCCAGGCACCGCGCAAUACCUGCUUAAAUGCUGCACAGCAGACCACAGCGUCACCCGGUCAUCAGCACAACCCAUCGUCCUGUUGCCACGUGAAGCAUCCUGCCCCGUGCAACCAUGCGGCCGCCACCGUCACCACUCGGCAUGGCGCAAGCAGAGUUCCUAGAAGGAGAAGAACAACGCGAUAUCGUUGUCAGACUGAGCGGAAAGAAGUGGAGACCCACAGCGAAGAUGACGAUGAAAAUGCCCGAACGAAUCGAGUGCAGCAAGAGGAGCUACGUAGAAGAGUCGGUCCAGUACCUCAUUUACCAUCUCCCUAUUCAAACAGCUCAGAGGGUGAUGUGAGCGAUGAUAGUGACACUUCCCCUGCGUUCUCGCCGUUAACGCCGCUUCUUACGACGAAUCAUAGGAAACGCAGUGGCGCCUUACAAAGACAGCAAUUGCUGGAAAUUAUUCAGGCCAACAUGGAGAAAAACAAUCUCAGUUUUCACACAACAAGGAAACGGCCUCAAAACGAACAAUCGUGCAUUCCAUCUCAAAGUCCUCCUCUAGAAACUUCGAAUCACAAUAAUCAGGACUGUCACACGUCUCUGGAGUCUCGUCAAGCGGCCGUGAACAAUCAAAAGCCAAACCGGGAAAGUACUCAUCAUUCCGUGACGUUUCCCAAAACACCGGUCAAAUCACGAUCGGCGAAUCUUAGAAAAACGCGACACGCGACACCAAGGAACAAUGCAACACAUUCCUCUCCCCAGACCUGUACAACGUAUUCGCAAAUAUUGAAUCGUAACGUGGUCGCGCCAACAACGGUCUAUAAUGAUAUGAUGCACACUACCAGCGGCGGCAAUACUCAUCGGAACAUUGUCAAUCUCGUGCCUAACAAUAAUCAGCAAACGGCUAAUCAGACAAUUACCAACAAUCAUAACAACUUGCAGCGUAACGAUGCGCAAUUCGUUCAAACACAACAAUGCGGCAGAGCGAGCAAGAAACAUCAACUAAAGCACGCUACGCGAGAACAGGACCAGGCACGGGCGAUGGCCCAGGUCGUGCGUUGGCUUGAACGUGAAUUCUCGCAGAACGCAGUAGCAGCUACAUCCAGCCGAAAGCACGUCCAUGAGCAUAUACACCAUCAUUAUCAUCAUUAUCACGCCGAAGCUCUGGUUUAAUCUGUUAAAUAAAUUCGAAUUUUAAAUUUUGAACUUCAUAAUUGUCACGGUAAGAUUGAAAGAAUUUUAAAAAAAAGAUUCUCGAGGCGUAAUUUGUGUGUCGUCUGUAUAAUAUCUAUAUUAUUGUUAUUCAAAAAAAUGAUUAGUAUUUCACGUUGCAAAAGUGUUUUUUAAAUUGUAUCAUAAGGCUAUAACAUUUUUUAUUUUUGAGCAAAAAUCUCCCUAGCAAAAAUCAAAAUUGGAGCAUGAAUUGAAUGUACUCUCUAAAUUUGAAUCAAUGAAAUUUUACUGAUUUAUACAGUGCUAUACUUAUAACUAUGAUCAGUCAGUGAUUAUUUACUGUCUUUCAGCGAUUCCACUUAAGGGGGGGGGGGAAUACUCACUAAUCGAAAUCAGUGCAUUAUCACUGAUCUCACUAAUUAGGAUUAGUGUAUUAUCGCUGGAAGGCAGUGCAUCACUACCCUGAUAGUAAACUGUGCGCACACUGCGCGCAGAGUGGCAGCAAACUCGAUCAGAUAGUGGCAGCAGAUCCAUAGUCACCUACAUAUGUCUGUAUCAAGCUCAGGAUUUUAGGGGCGAUGUCGAGUUAUUAUUAUUUCUCUUGUGAUGUACUCACAUCAAAUUCUCCACAUAUUAACGUACGGGCUCCAAGAUGUUUCCCUCCUAGUCAGACGAUGAAAGCUCGCACCGCUCAGUACAAGCUGGUGAUCAACACUGGUCGGUUGGGUAUUGUGUCGUCAGUCCUGGAUGUAGGCUUAUGAAGAUUUUCCUCUUCUUCGGCCAAAAGCUCAGGAUUUGACAACAAAGCUUGCUAACAUGUUAUGUUAGCAGAUUGGCAGCAAAAAUUGAGCAGGAUCUGCGAUGAUUUGUGCAUGUGGACAAUGUGACGGCGGACUAACAGCAGAAAACGAGUAUGAGUUGCAUAUCCUGCUUGAUUUCUGUGGCCAAUUUGCUGAUAUAGCAUGGUCAGCAGGCUUUGUCUUAUUUUUGACAGCAGUUUUUCGACAGUAUCAAAUAAUCCAGACACUGUGUACAAUUUGUUGCCACUUUGUCAUCAAAAAUUGAUAGCACGCCAUGCGCGAAGUCUGUUUCUGCACGCUUGGCUAUCUGUGUAAUUAAUAUAUAGUUAUAAGUACCACUGAAAUCAGGCUGUUCACUGUCUUUUAGUGAAUAAUAUACUGAUUCUAAUUUAAAGUAAGGAGAAAUGAUAUAAGCCUAAACAAAACCUCGUAAAAAUGUAAAAAAUACCUGUUUUACGUUUUAUUGUCCUAAUUUUCACGCUUCUUAGAAAUUUUAUUUACACUCUUCUGUCACUUUUCCUUUACAUUCGACUUAUGCUCCCAUUUUUAUUUUCGCGCGCUAAGGCUCAUAUACAUAUACAUGUAUUGAUUAUUUUAGGAAAUAUACUAUGAAUCAUUGAUUGAAUCUCCAAUUUGUCUUCGUAAACAAGGCCAAACCAAUUUAUAUAUACUAUUAUAUAUCUUUCGAAUAUAUCUAUUUUUAAUAUGAACACAAAUGAUUACGCGCUAUCGUUAUUUUUAAUGUAAGCGAUUAUUUUUUUGGGUAUUGACAAAUAUAUAAAUGUUUGCGGUGCCUGUUAAUGUUAUUUAUAUAAAUUUAUAAGUAUAGACAUUAGUCAAAACGCGAUUCUUUUUCAUAUGACAAGCAAAAAAUGUACUACAGUUUGUUUAAAAAAAACCUUUAUAGAGCACUCGCACGUUUGAUAUAAAUUACAUUAUUAUUAUUUGCUCAGAUCUUCUUGAGCAAAGAAAUACAGUUAUAAAUCUCAGGUUUAUGAUGUGUGUGUGCGCGCGCGCGCUUGCGUACGUGAUACAUCUAGUGUUGCAAUUAAAUAACAUAAAAUUAUCUAAAUAAAGAUGAAGCACAUGUAAUGUAAUUGACUUAUCUAGAUAUGAUAAA